CCUUGGAGUACAGCAGCCUUGCAGAAGGUUACGCAUCAGCCAUACAUCCUGCGCCAUGCCGACAUUGAUAGACUGAACAACCAAGCGAGAAGCUGACAAGAUGAUCUGGCCACUGGUCCUCUUCCUGCUGACUUUAGGCACUGGGGCGGAAAGACACUCAGGUUCCGGACAUGCGCAGUGGAGCAGUGAUAAUGAAGCACCGUCUGCACCCCUUAUCCUCACGCUCCGCCGGAGCUCACGGGAACACGAGGAACACCCUUCACGCGCCCACGAGGCCCUUGAAGCACCGACGGUGUGGAAAACACACACUCGACUUUCUGACGACACCAGCCUCCUGAAGAUAGCAGGAGUCGAUGACCGCUGGUCAAGGCUUUUGGAUCUCGGCCAGCCGAGUUUGGGGGCCGAUGACGAUGGCAACGACAGAGAUGAUGGUGAUGAUGAUGGCUACUAUGUUGAUGAUGAUGAUAUUGUCGAUUCUGUCAGAAGUAUAGAUGAUGAUGAUGAUGAUGAUGAUGAUGGUGGAGACGACAGAGAUGAUGGUGAUGCGGAGGAGAGCGAAGCAGCGGAACCACUAUCCGGAUAA
Aplysia californica (California sea hare) is the source of this 583-nucleotide messenger RNA. RefSeq names its product trigger factor. Lineage: Eukaryota; Metazoa; Mollusca; Gastropoda; Aplysiida; Aplysiidae. The record is from RefSeq and is a predicted model, not a curated record.